CAAUCAGUGCAAGGAAGUUUUGUAUAAAGUAGAUUUUACAGCUGUGGAUUUGCUGCUUGAUUGCUAAUAUGGAAAAGGUUUUCUCUCAUUGGGAUCUGUCAAAAUAUUUAUGAAUACAAGACCUUCCGAAGAAAGACCUUCCCAAUUUCCUAACAACUGCCCAGCAUAGAGCAUCUGCCUCUCAAUGUUAUUUUCAAAGAUUUGCCCCCACAUGGUCUUAGGAAUGUUCAUCACUGCUCGAAACCCCAGUAAUCAGAGAUAAAGGCCACAAAAUCCAUCACAAUAAAUCAUGUUGGGGAAAAAGCUGGUGACACAAAAACGAGGGGAGACCAGAGCACUCUGCCUGGGCUUGGGAAUGGUAGCAUGCUCAGUGAUGAUGUAUUUCUUUGUUGAGAUCACCAUUGUACCAUUGUACAAUAGAAGUGUCUGGACCAAAGAAAGUGUAUGCAAACUGAUGAACGCGAGCAUCAAGGAAAAAGUCCACUGUUCAUACAAUGAAGGCUCUGGUGAUGAGAAUAUUUUUCACUAUCCUUGUCUGGAAGUCCACGUCAAUUUGACACUCUUUGGGCAGGUGGUAAUGCUCUAUCACACCGAGAAUACCAUGGACAGAAACCCCAAGUGCUCCUAUAUCCCCCCAAAUAUGGAAAGUGACAGUGAAGUUCAAAAGCAUGUGGAAACAAUAAGAGACAAUUUCAGAAAGAACGAGAUAUUGUCUUGUUAUUAUGACCCAUCAAGAAAAGAAGCCAGCGUCAUUUUAGAGAGAUUUUAUUCUCCAGAGGGCCUUUUCACCAUUUUUGUCUGGCCAGCGCUGAUGUUGAUUGGUGGAGUCCUGAUUAUCAUAAUGGUGAAAAUAAGUCAGUAUUUUUCUGUACUCUCUGCUUCACAAAACAGAACUGUUUUAUAGCAUAUCCCAACAUCUGCCUAUAUUUUAUGUAUACAUCUGAGGGAAACUAGAAACAAUUCUCAAGUUUACACUCUGUGGUUUAAUAAGACAGGGGGGCAAAGGGGGACACAGAUAAGAUUCACAGUUGGGAGCCAUCCUGAUGAUACUUCUUGAGACUCAUCAUUAUGUUUAAUUGCAGAGGGAUCUUUUGUUCCUGUUUUUGGUUCUAUAUAAUAUAAUAAAUAUAUUACAUUAAAUUAUAUUAGGUCAGAAAUCUGGGCAAGGAAAGCAGCUAUAUUUUCACAUGCACAGUUACUGAAAUUGUGGAUCCUCAGAACAUGUUAGUGUUGUAUAAAAAACAGCUAUUAUCAUGGGCCAACUCAGCACAGAUGUGCAUGUAAGCAGGUGCCCAAGUCAUUCAUUGUAUCCUGUAAAGGCUAAUUAGACAAAAAAUAAGAAGCUAUUUCACAAAAUGUAGUAAGAGACAAAAGAAAUUUCUUCUCCUAUCAUGCCUGCUCCCAAAAAGCCCAAAAAUGAAUUUUGUAUGUCAAGUGACCAACCAAAUGUUGGGAAGUGGCCAUCCUUUAUUUUGCUACAGCCAAAUAUAUUAUCAAACAGUGCUGCAUAGUGACCUUUUUUGUUUGUAUCACUGAGUUAUCCAGUAGGAAAGGCGGAGUCAAUGUUCCCAUCAGUGCAUGCACACUAUUCCUUAUUUAGCUGCUGAAUGUGUUUCAUCUGCUACCUCUUAAAAUUCAUACUUAUUUUGGACUCAUCUGGGGGUUCCAGGACAAAAGUCAAGAAAGUCCAGGGCAUUUUUUAAAGGAAUUGUUACUGGGGGUCCAUGUUUUCAUUCAAAUACCUUGCAUGUGGAAGCCUCCCUACUAUGUGCAAGCCCAGACAUUUGGAUCGAGGUGAAAGUGGUUUAAACGAACGGGGGGAAAGUGAGAGUAAAUAUAGCCCUGCAAUUGCAUUUACACAAGUUACUAGCCUCGCAAAUUUCUUACUAGCCCACCAACCCAUCAGUAAACGCAUGAACUAAAAAGCAAAUUAAACAUCUCUACAACUCUGAUUUCAGGACUUAAAACACAAAAAUAUAUUUGGGGAUUGUUUUCGUUUUGCAGUAAUUUAAAGGAAGUAUUUAAAAAACAGCAUAGUGCACAAUAAAAACUAAAAACACUGAAUCUUCUAAUGGCACAGCUUUAAGUUAAAAUAUUGUUCUGGUUUUAGACAGGACUGAAAAGAAAAUUUGUUACCUCCUUUUUAUAUCUUGUAGUAAAAGAGCAAUGCUUUACCUUUCUGCAAAGGAGGGUUUCAUUUCCCUCCAGCAAACAUCUAUUUAGAACCCAAUCUGAAUUUGUGUUCUUGGUCCAUUGAUUAAAUUUUAUGUGUCCAUUUUGGUCCACUGGGUGUCCAAAAGCUAGGACUGGGUGUCCAUUUGGACACACAAAUAUUGCUCAAAAAUGCCUUGAGAAGGCCUGAAUAUCAUUCUAAACUAACAGUCCUGUACAUCUGCAUAACAUUGUCAGCUAUUAAUAAUAAUUUAUUACAAUACUUCAGAAGUCAUCUGUUCGAAACAAUGCACAUGAAUUUAGCAAAUAGCUAAAGUCUGCAAAAUCCUAUGCAGACUUACAUAGGACUAAGAAAAUCCCAUCAAAUUAAGUAGGACUUGUUUCCAGAUAAACACCCACAGAUUGCAUUGUUUAACCUCUGUUUGUUCCACUGCAGUCUGGAAGUGACAAUGAAGAUAAGAAUACACUAAGGCAUUUUGCAAAUCAUGCACUUUGCAUUGCAAAAAAACAAGUGAAAAGAAAAGGCAAUCCAUGGGCAUCCAUGCAAAAGGGUUAGCAGACAAAGCGUGGAAUCUUGGGAUUGUACUGGAGAACCCACUAACUAGCAUUUCCAUAAAACAUCUUUACUGCUUUAAUGAAGAUUUACCAACAAAAAAUUGUCAUGGCAGAAGUGGGGGGGGGAGUUUGUAAGUCAUUCUUUCUUAUUAUUGCGCAUUAGUCAUCACUGCUUCUUUUCCCUGAUGUGUAGCUUCAGCACCAUUUUUAAAAAAAUAUAGGCAUCUGCGGUCAAACAGGACCACAUAAGCCAGGGGUGGGGAAACUAUGGCCCUCCAGAUGUUGGACUACAACUCUCAUCGGCUCCAGCCAUCAUGGACAAUGGGAGGUAGAGUCCAGCAACAUAGUCCAGGACUACAGAUUCUCCUUCCCUGACAUAGGCAACAAGAUGAUGCCGUAUCAGCAUUAAGACAAAUCAGGUUUCGCUACAGUAGUAAAACUUUAUCACAUUAUCCCCCAUUAGGCACUGUGUGUACAUGUGUGUUAAUAUGUAGGCAAUCACACUAACACUGAAUCCUUCCUAUCCUUGCCCUCCUCCAUGAAUAUGAGAGCAAAAGGUAUGAAGUGAAGAUCCUCAUGUACUCAACUCACAGAAACUCCCCACAUAUUUUAAAACUCUGGAAAAUCAUGCCCUUAAGAUGUGGGGAACUUAUAUAAAACAGGGUGAUCCCACUUCACAUGCUUGUCCUAUAACUCAGGGAGAGCAACAGGGAUGGUGAGAAGGGUGGGUAGGUAGGUGCAGCUAGCAUAUUCAUUCCCACACAAUCUCUCACCAAAACAUAAUGCCUGAAGAGGCCUAGGGAGGGCAAUUCUGCCUUACACCUAAUGGACAAAUAUUCUUUGUAUGGAAUUUAAACAUUUUAUGGACAUCGCUUAGAAAUUCUGAAUAUUAGGUGCUAUAUAAAUAACUUUCGGCACUUAUGAUAUGGCUACAUCCCAAUUCCAAAGGAAGGGGAUCCCAGGGAAAGCAGUAAUUAUCAAACUAUCCCAUGCAAGUAAAGUAAUGCUCAACAUUCUACAACAAAGGCUCUUACCAUAUGUGGAGCGAGAAAUGCCAGACAUCCAAGCUAGAUUUAGAAAGGGAGGAGGCACCAGAUAUCAUAUUGCAAACAUACGUUGGAUAAUGGAACAGACCAAGGAAUUUCAGAAGAAAAUCACCCUAUGCUUUAUAGAUUACAGCAAAGCCUUUGAUUGUGUAGAUCAUGAAAAACUAUGGAAAGCUUUAAAAGAAAUGGGGGUGCCACAGUAUCUGAUUGUCCCGAUGCACAACCUAUACUUUGGACAAGAGGCUACUGUAAGGACAGAAUAUGGAGAAACUGAAUGGUUCCCCAUCGGAAAGGGUAUGAGACAGGGGUGUAUUUUAUCAUCCUAUUUGUUUAAUCUAUAUGCAGAACGUAUCAUACGGAAUGCAGGAUUGGACCAAGAUGAAGGAGAUAUGAAAAUUGGAGGGAGAAAUAUCAAUAAUUUAAGAUAUGCAGAUGACACUAUACUACUAGCAGAAACCAGUAAUGAUUUGAAACGAAUGCUGAUGAAAAUUAAAGAGGAAAGCACAAAAGCAGGACUACAGCUGAACGUCAAGAAGUCUAAAGUAAUAACAAAAGAUUUACGUAACUUUAAAGUUGACAAUGAGGACAUUGAACUUGUCAAAGAUUAUCAAUACCUCGGCACAGUCAUUAACCAAAAUGGAGACAAUAGUCAAGAAAUCAGAAAAAGGCUAGGACUGGGGAGGGCAGCUAUGAGAGAACUAGAAAAGGUCCUCAAAUGAAAAGAUGUAUCACUGAACACUAAAGUCAGGAUCAUUCAGACCAUGAUAUUCCUGAUCUCUAUUUAUGGAUGUGAAAGUUGGACAGUGAAAAAAGCAGAUAAGAGAAAAAUCAACUCAUUUGAAAUGUGGUGUUGGAGGAGAGCUUUGCGCAUACCAUAGACUGCAAAAAAGACAAAUAAUUGGGUGUGAGAACAAAUUAAACCAGAACUGUCACUAGAAGCUAAAAUGAUGAAACUGAGGUUAUCAUACUUUGGACACAUCAUGAGAAGACAUGAUUCACUAGAAAAGACCAUAAUGCUGGGAAACACAGAAGGGAGUAGAAAAAGAGGAAGGCCAAACAAGAGAUGGAUUGAUUCCCUAAAGGAAGUCACAGACCUGAACUUACAAGAUCUGAACAGGGUAGUUCUUGACAGAUGCUCUUGGAGGUCACUGAUUCAUAGGGUCGCCAUAAGUCAUAACCGACUUGAAGGCACAUAACAAUAUAAAUACCUGAAAUAAAUAAAUGGGCACUUGUAUAAGUUUCACACUUCACAAUCACCUUCUUAAAAAAAUCACCUGAAAAGGACAUGGGAGAUUUUACAGAAGAGUCUGAAGUUUUCCAUGCAGUGCACCCACUUGUUUCAGCUCAGCCAUAUUUCUCUCUCACCCCAUUUGUUACUACAGAAACAAAUGGAUGCCUAUGUACUCCAUUCUGUUAGCCCUUAAAGAAAGCACUUUUAACAGAUCUUUGUAUAAUCACAUCAUAUAUCAAUCAUUAAAACUUCAGGACUCACAGACACCAUAUUUGACAGUGUUGCACAGAGCAUGAUUUUCAAUUUGUGAGGGAUCAGCAGCACAGGGCAAAGCCACAUGAAACUACCACUGUACUACUCUAGAGUGUCUGAAAGACUCAAAAAAAGUCAUUGGGGAGAGGAUAAAUCCUUAUGUUUUAACAAAUCUGCAGACAGUAAAAUGCACACGUUUCAAUGAGAUUAUCCAAGAUGCAGUUUCUAUCUGUGUGGUUGUUUCACCAGCCUUGAAGCAAGCGCUAUAAGCAACUCAAUGUACUAGCAAAGUACCUUGAUGCACCUUGCAGCUAUUGUCAUUACCUGUGCAAUAAACUAAUGUUUAUAGCUUCAUUGCUCAGUGAACAACAGCUGUGUGUCCAUGUGCUGCCUAAAUUCCUAGCAAACAAACACACACACACGUCUCUUUUAAAAAGCAGAGUCUAAAUUCACCAAUAGGCAAAAAAUCUUGCAGUUUAAGAACAUACCUGUCCUUAAAGUUUGUAGGCCUGAACCCAGACUGGAAUGGGUCAAGAUAAUCUGUUUCAUCCAAGUGUACUUGCAAUUGCUGUGCCACAACUCUCUCAAUCAUCUUCCCUAAGAAGGGGGUAUUUGUGACCGGUCAAUAACGGUCACAAACCAAUGGGUCCAGGGUGGACAUUUUUAGGAGCAGUCGGAUUCACCACCUCUUUCAGGGUGCCUGGAACCACUCCCUCCUGCAAUGAUGCGUUGAACACACCCUGGAUCCAUUUGGUCAAACCCCCUCGGCAAGCUUUAAUAAGCCAAGAAGGGCAAGUGUGGAGAGGACACGUUGCUGGCUGCAUCCAUCACAAGCACCUUGUCCACGUCAUCAGGCCGCAUCAACUGAAAAUGUUCCCAAGAAGUUGCAGCAGACUUCGUACUGGACACUUCAUUAAGGACUACAGCAGAUGUGGAUGGGGCAUCUAGACUGCUAUAGAGGCAAGAAACUUUACCCUCAAAGUGCCUUGCAAACAAUUCACAGUGGGCAUCCAAAGGGUCUAAGACUCCAUUUCCUGGAGUUGAUGUCAACACACCCCUGACAAUAUGGAAAGCUCCACUGGAACGCUAUUUGAGGAUGUGAUGGAGGCAGAGAAGCAGGUCUUCUUCACCGCCCUCACCACCACACAGUAGACAGUUAUGUUUUACUUGUUCCCGAUCAGCACACCUUUCACCACUUGCACUCUAGCUGUCCUCUAGCUUCUUGCAUUGCCCUUAGCUCACUGAUGUACCAAGGUGCAAAUCGGGCUCUACAAUGCCGGGCAGGGCACUUGGGAGCAACCGUGUCAAGAGCCCGACAUGCCUCACUGUUCCACAGAGUGACAAGCGCUUCAACAGGGUCACCUGGGAACUUCCCCAGGACAUUCAGGAAUCCAGUGGAUUCGAUUAGUCUUCGGGGCAGACCAUCUUAAUCUGUCCACCACCCCUGCAGGGAAGGAUCAGAGCCGUAAGUCUAAGCUUCACCACAAAGUGGUCUGACUAUGACAAUGGGGUGACAUCCAGCCCCUCAUCACCAGACCACCCCUUCCUUCAUCUGGAGCAAAAACCAAGUCGAGGGUGUGCCCUGCCCCAUGGUCACUGAAAUCACCCAGGGCUAUUUUAGUGAAGUUUCCUAUAGUAAAUCAUUCUCUUUUGCUUCUGUUUCUGUGAAUAUGUGAAGAAGCAACACUAAAGAAAAGGUCCAAAAAUAAUUGUGGAAUAAUGGCAUUAACGUUCUGCAGAAUAGUUUCCAGUGGACAUGAGUAGUGUCUCAGUUUCCACAAGAUAAAACAGUGGGAGGUGAAAUAUAUUCUAGCAAAAAUCUAGGUGUGCUCUAUUUUUAAUUUACUAUGCCCACCUUUCCUUAAGUGGAGUAGUUUAAGCAUAGCAGUCUGAAAACAUGCAUCUUGGGCAGGCCAAGUUUGUUUUUUUCCCAACAGCUACAGUCAUUGCUUAAGUAGCAACAUAUUGUAAUCAGUCUGAUUUUUCAUCAAACUGCAGUUUCAGAUUCAACUGUUAAUGUGCCCAAAAUAGAAAUAGAGCAUAACCUCCAGUAUGAAAUACAAAAGGCUGUCUUCACCAUCAUAUGACAUUGACCAAUAAAAAGAUUUUUAAAUUAAUAAAAAUAAAUUUGACACAGAUUUCUAGGAUGAAUAAUGAGAGAAAUAGAUUUUUCUAGGUUAGAUUCUCUGUAGAAACAGUAGUAACAUAGGAAAGAAGCAAAGUAAGAACAACAAAGGUACAAAAAUGUAACUCUCCAUCUUUGGAGAUGGCAGGGGUUGUCACCACUCACCAUAUGCUCAGAAGCACGUUACCAAAUUCUUCCAAGCUACACAAGAAGUGGAUUGGACUGUGAAAGACCAACCCAAAUUGUGUUUACAUUUUUACAAAUUUGUAGGGCAGUACAAUAUCUCAGAGAGGAGGUCAGGUCUCCUGCUCCCCUGGUGCAUUUACUAUAGCUGCACAAUUUCCCUGCUUUUUAGAGUUUAAUAGAUAUUUCUUUUGGAUAUAGGUUAGGUUAGGUUAUUGUUUAUUUAUAUACCACUUUUGGGCCAAAAGGACCCCAAAGUGUUGAACAACAUUAAAACAUAUUACAAAAAACAAAAAAUUACAUAAGAAAUAACGAGUAAAAAAUAUACAGGAAAAAUACAAUACCACAAAAACAAUGCAAACACGAUGCAUCAAGAUCAAUUCAACAAGAACAAAGUGAAAAACAUUUGCGACAAAAACAAUGUUUUCUCUGUUUUCAAAUGAUGCAUAGCAUAGUAUAGAUAGCAUAGAAGUUUAUUGCGGUCAUAGACCCAUAUUUAACAAAAAUGAAUACAAAUUACAAUUAAAAAAAGUUAAAAUCGGGGUCGAAGAUAAGGAACAAUUCACACAUCUUUGCUUAAUUAUACAAUAUAUACAAUACGUAUUAUUCACAGAGGAUAGUAGCACGUUUCUGCUGGGCAGCAUAUACAAACUUGGCAACCUGAAUAGUAAUAUAUUUGUCCAAACCAGAAAGGAGAGAGGCAAUCAUAACAUCAGAGGGUUUGUAUUGGGCAUUCAUCAUUAUGGGGUUUAAAAACUUAUUACGAAGCUGAGAAUAUAAAGGACAAGAAAGAAAACAACAGCCUGAUCAUUUCUUUCAAAUUGUUCCAGCAUCACACCCUGCUGGUUCUCAAAAAUAAGUGAAUAAAAUUAAAGAGCAAAGAUCACAGUUUAAUAUCAUAAUCGACAAGGUGUGUCCAAUAUUUCCAGAUUCACAGUUGCUGAAUUAACCAGCUGCUCUUUAAAACAUUGUGGGGGUUCUCAAUAAUCCUGGGUUCAGCUAUAGCUCAGGUAUUUGAUCUUCUUUUUGCGCGGCCACACACUGUGCACAGAAAAUCGCCUGUUGUGCCAGUGGCCUCGGUGGAUGGAAUUAUCUAUCUUUUUAUUAUUGCCGGUUAAGCAAUGCAAAUCAAAACAGCACACCAUUCAUGUUUAAUUACACUGGUAAUGCUCAUACGUCUUACAUGAUUAGCAGUCAGAAAGAAAGAUACAGCCACGUAUGAGUUGUUGCUUUCCCCAAAUAUCUAAAAGUUUAUUAUCAGAGCAACACCACCUCCUCCUCUGAGCAACUUCCAUGGCUUUAUUUCAGUGUUUUACAGUUGAGGGUAUAAGGUGUCAAGAAGCUCAAGAACAUUAUUUCACAGCUUCAACGUGUGAAAAAACUAUAUAUUUAAUUGUUAUGAUCAAACAAGGUGACUGCUUCAAAAGGUGACAAAUUUCAUGACAUUUCCCUCACGCAGGAGGUUUUCAUGUAUAGAAACUGUGUGUAGAUUUACAGUAUGCAAUUAUCACAUACAUCUAUAUUUUAGUAAAGUUUACAGUGAACCAGAUACAACUGUGUAAUCAUUAAGAGCAACAAUAUACACAAGUACAGGUUUUAUGCCACUUCCUGAAUUUGAAUUUAAUUUUUUAAAUGCCACCACUCAUUGAAAUAGAUAAUCAAUAAAACUUACAAACACAUUAAAGUCAGGUAUUAAGGGUUGUAUCCAUUGCUAGUCCUAC
Molecule: messenger RNA, 9285 nt
Organism: Rhineura floridana
Lineage: Eukaryota; Metazoa; Chordata; Lepidosauria; Squamata; Rhineuridae
Gene: KCNMB1
Product: potassium calcium-activated channel subfamily M regulatory beta subunit 1
Exons: 5
Coding region: 290-904 (204 amino acids)
Biological process (GO): potassium ion transport; detection of calcium ion
Cellular component (GO): membrane; voltage-gated potassium channel complex
Molecular function (GO): calcium-activated potassium channel activity; potassium channel regulator activity
Source: RefSeq, a predicted model, not a curated record